Messenger RNA from Parnassius apollo (apollo), 465 nucleotides. Lineage: Eukaryota; Metazoa; Arthropoda; Insecta; Lepidoptera; Papilionidae. The record is from the annotation of a GenBank genome assembly.
AUGCGCUCCCACUGCGGACGUCGCUUCGGCAACAAGUUGCGGCUGCUGGAGCACUGCCGCGCGCGCCACGGCCACGACAAAUUGCAGUGCGGAGUCUGCCACUUCCAGACCGCCAGCCGCCUCGCCCUGACGAACCACGAGAGACGUCACCGCGGCGAGAAGCCGUUCGUGUGCGAGCGGUGCGGAGCGAACUUCCAUGCAGCCUAUCUGCUCGCACAGCACAAGCACUCGCACCGCACCGACAGGCUGUACACGUGUUCGCUAUGCCCGGCGCGGUUCAAAGCCAACAACUCUCUGCACAUGCACCGCAGCAAUGUACACGGCGGCCCGACGGGUAAGCGGGGCAGAGGGGGCAAGAGGGGCACGGAGGAUACUCGAGGCACUGGGGACCCGGGGGUCACAGCGGACACUCGGGACACGGCUGAUGCUCGGGGAACAGGGGACACGAUAGGACACGGGGCGUAG